UUUUGAUGCCCAAGACCUUCAUUCAGCCAUUGAAGUAGAGACGCAGGAGCUCACAGGCUGCCCGACGCUUCUUCUCACCUCUCCGGGAUCAGAAGACAAAGCCGUUCCGAUAAAUACUGGCAGAUCGUUAUUAAAAUUGAUCAGAAGAGGCAGAUGCGCACUCUCCGAAAUUGAUUCUUUCACCCGGGUAGUCUUAUGGUCGUUCGUGCACUGCUUUCGUCUCCGGAUUCUCGGAAAGUAAAUAUAUAAUGCCGUAAUGUUUAUGUUGUGUAAGUGCGCUUAAUGCUGUUGAAUUUUGAAACACAGGCAUGAAUAAAGUCGAACGAUGCCAAAAUACGCUUUUGCUUGUCAAAAUCGCUGUGUCCCCUAUUGCAUGGCUUCUGCAAGAAUACUCAAAAGGGAUUGAUUUUUUCGGACUGUGAAUGAAGUGCGGCAUCGCAGUCGAUCCUUGUGAACGAGAUUUACUUGUUUAACUUCGUCACGUGCGGUCACACGGAAGGCGGCAUGCUUGAGCUUUUUUGCAGGGCACCGUCUUCUGCUGCUCUGCAAGCAAAAUAAACAAGCGCACACGAGUUGACACGCAUCUCGGACGGCGCGUGCUCAUCCACACGCACACCAAACAGGCGCGCGCUAUCGAGAACUUGGACCCGCUCACGCGCUUCAGGAGAAGUCCCCUGCGCGGCUCCGACUAACACGUUCGCUUUGCUUUCAAACAAUCGGAGCCAAACCGUUGCGCCGCCGUACAGCAUGAAGACGACGUCGAUUUGCACGUGUGGCCUCGCCGACAUCUAGAAUAGUAUGUGCUUUCCUUCUUCUCAUAGCACAAGUACAAUAAUCUGAGGGGUUGGCGAAGUGCCCCCCUGUCAAGGUCAGCACAACACCACGGCGAGCCUAGGCACCCUGCUGUCGACCUGCUUUUCUUGCCAGCGUCUCUGUGGGGUCUGCGCAGCGCCCCAGAACCCUGGCAAUAACGCAGGCGCCCCACAUAUUGGGCUACUCCAACUGCACCCCCCAGUGCUCGGCAGUGUCCCUGCCCACCGUGCGAUCGGAAGGGGCAAUGCCAACAGCGUCGCGGCAAUGGCACCCCGCGGAGGCACGGCACAGGCAGAACAACAUGCCAGGACCUUUCGCUCUUACCUGCCAAUGGGUGUCCGAACGUACAGCUGCAUCCACUGCAGAGCCCAUCUUGCUGACCACCACCAACUCAUUUCUAAGUCCUUCCAAGGGAGUCAAGGAAGAGCUUACCUUUUCAAUUCCGUAGUGAACGUGGGCUGUGGACCGGCUGAAGAGAGGGUCCUGUUGACAGGCCUGCAUGCUGUGGCGGACAUUUAUUGUGAAAGCUGCAAAACAACGCUAGGUUGGAAAUAUGAACACGCGUUUGAGACAAGCCAGAAGUACAAGGAGGGGAAGUAUAUAAUUGAAGUAGCGCACAUGGUGAAAGAGAACUGCUGGGAGUAAGCCUGGGAAAAGUACAACAGUGGCCGUAAGCAAAUCCAUCGCUCUCUACUUUUCAUCACUUCCAACUGUUGUCCGCUGCAUCUCAUCGUCAAAGUAGGCUGCAGAGGAUGAACUGAGCUCAUGGACUUGUGUUGCCGGGAGGACAGCUGUCUCUUUAUUAAGAAUUCUCACAUUUUUACAGGUGAUGCUGUUAUCUCAGCAUUUCAUAUUAAUCUCAGGCAAAUGUGAAAUGUGAUUUGUGAUGGACCGUGUGCUGCAUGGAUGAUGAGAUUUUUGGAUCAUUCUACUGGGCCCAUAUAGUCAGCAUCGUAAUAUCAUUAGAGAUGUACAAACAAUCUGAUAUCGAUGCAUCGAUACAUGGGUAAAAGUACACAAAAGGAUGAAGAAACCUUUGUAUACGGACUCUCCAAGUGUCGCUCACGUAACUCAAAAGAUGCCGAGUUUCACAUCACAAUGGACUCCAACACGUUUUGGGCGCACCUUGACUGAUUGGAGACAUGCAUUGGCAUUUCUUGUCAAAGGAGCAAAUUAAAGCUCUCACAGAACCAACGGUGACAUAUGUCGUGGUGGACCUAACGGUUAUCUGCUCUGAUCCGUGAGACGUUGCCAAGAAUUGCUCUGGGUAGUGAAAAGCCGCACAAUUAACCUCUCUAGUCCAUUAAGUUGUUAUCUUAGAACUUUUUUGUUCAAUGAGACACUGGGUUCUAGUGUCUGUGGUUAAUAACCCAUUUCAUUAGAUGUACACUUCUGGUCAAAUGUUUUAGAACACCUCAGUUUUUGUGUGAAAGGCACUAUAUAAUAGAUAGAUAGAUAUUAAUAAAGU
This is a messenger RNA of Polypterus senegalus (gray bichir), 2281 nucleotides long. RefSeq names its product protein yippee-like 2. NCBI's taxonomy places the organism in Eukaryota, Metazoa, Chordata, Cladistia, Polypteriformes, Polypteridae. The transcript is spliced from 4 exons. The record is from RefSeq and is a predicted model, not a curated record. Bases 1078 to 1458 code for a protein of 126 amino acids.